AUGGAGACAGCCUCUGAGUACAAAGACGACUAUGCCGCUCAGAAGGCAAAGGGUGCUAAAGACACAACAGUAGGGAAAGCGAGCGAGUACAUUAACUAUGCAGCCGAGAAAGCAGAGGAGGCAAAGGAAACAACUGUGAACAAAGCUGGCGAGGACACAAACUAUGCCACCGAGAAGGCAAGGGAGGCCAAGGACACAACAUUGAACAAGGUGAAAGAGGCGAAGGACACAACAAUGAACAAAGCGGGCGAGUAUACCAACUAUGCCAACAAGAAGGCCAAGGAGACCAAGGAUACAACGGUGAACAAAGCUGGUGAAUAUACCAACUAUGCUGCUGAGAAGGCCAGGGAGGCUAAGGAUACUACAAUCAACAAAGCUAGUGAAUAUAGCAACUAUGCGGUUGAGAAGGCGAAAGAGGCCAAGGACACUACAAUCAACAAAGCUAGUGAAUAUAGCAACUAUACAACUGAGAAAGCCAAAGAGGCUAAGGAUGCAACGGUGGAGACUAUUAAUGUUUGGUUUCUGUGUUAG
This is a messenger RNA of Malus domestica (apple), 531 nucleotides long. Its product is annotated as embryonic protein DC-8-like. The record is from RefSeq and is a predicted model, not a curated record. NCBI's taxonomy places the organism in Eukaryota, Viridiplantae, Streptophyta, Magnoliopsida, Rosales, Rosaceae.